GAAAAAAUAGCGUGGAUGAAGGCCAAGAAGUCAACUAGCUUCCUUCCAGAAGAAUUCAAGGAAAAGAGAAAGAAGCAUAAGAAGAAGAAAGAGAGGCAUGUCAAGAAAAUCAAGGCCAAGAAGAGCCGCAAGAAAACCAAACAAAUUAAGCAUGAGAACAACAUGUUGGAGAAGGUGCUACAAAAUUAUCGCAAAAACAACUACAUUUCUAAACAUUUCUCAGAGAAGGUCACUGGGAAAGACAUUUCCCUGAUCAAGAAGAUCCUUGGCAAGUUGAUUGAGAGAAGCGAGAAGGAGACCAUGUCUCAGCUACCUGAUCUGUUUGAAAUGCUGGCAGAAGGAAGCGAGAUUGAUAUUGACGGUAUCGCAGAUGAGUAUGUCAAAAACAAGCUCAAUAAGAUUUUCAAGCUCAUGAGGUUCAAAAGAGAUGAUGAGAGAACACUUGUGUAUCGUAAAAACAAGAAAUAUCAUGAUUUCAAACUUAGAGAGUUCAUGCUGGUCCUUCUCAGAGAUGCGAAGGAAGAUUUAGAGAAAGCAGAAGAUGAAUCUGCAAAUCAAGACUCUGAAGCUAAUUCAGAAGAUUCUUACAAAUCAGGAGACUCAGGAGAUGAGGAGGAGGCCGAAAAGCCUGCUAAACCAACUCCUAUGUUUAAAGACUCUGCAUUCGAUGUAAAUGAGGGCUUGAUUGGGCCAGCAAUUCCUGAGGGAUUCAAACUUCAAACAGACGAGAUCGAGAAAGAAGAAGCUGAUGAUUAUCUUGACGAAACUUUGAAAAUGAUGAAAAAGGAUGAGGAAAAAGAUAAAGGAAUUGUAAGCGUAAUUGAAGAAACUAUCAUGGGAAUUUUCGGAGACAAGAAGCAGCUUGAAGAUAAACGGCGGGCUCAAAAAGCCAAAAAGCUUACAAUUGGGGCAAAGGUAGAGGAACUAACCACUCAACAAGAAGCUCUUCGCCAGAGAAAGCAUACGAAGUUCAUGGAUAGCUAUAAUCAGGAACACCGUCCAAAAUCUCUUCUUGAAGAACAUGAAGCAAAAAUGAGGAAGAGGGAUAAAAAGAAGAAUAGAAAGGAUAAAGACGAUGCUGGAUUUGCUUCAAAAGAUACCUUCAAAGCAAUGUAUGGUAGCAACAACAUGGAUAGCAAAUUUGACACUGAUAACUCAAGAUUUUUGUAAACACUAUGUAGAC
Moneuplotes crassus is the source of this 1183-nucleotide messenger RNA. NCBI's taxonomy places the organism in Eukaryota, Ciliophora, Spirotrichea, Euplotida, Euplotidae. The record is from the annotation of a GenBank genome assembly.